This is a messenger RNA of Gopherus flavomarginatus (Mexican gopher tortoise), 2206 nucleotides long. RefSeq names its product SFT2 domain containing 3 (gene SFT2D3). Gene Ontology annotation, biological process: vesicle-mediated transport. Lineage: Eukaryota; Metazoa; Chordata; Testudines; Testudinidae. Gene Ontology annotation, cellular component: membrane. Bases 715 to 1365 code for a protein of 216 amino acids. The record is from RefSeq and is a predicted model, not a curated record. The transcript has a single exon.
AAGGUUUCGCGUGCCAGUAAUACAUUUUAAUGUUUUUAGAAGGUCUCUUUCAAUAAGUCUAUACUAUAUAACUAAACUAUUGUUGUAUGUAAAGUAAAUAUGGUUUUUAAAAAUGUUUAAGAAGCUGCAUUUAAAAUUAACUAAAAUGAAGAGCCGCCCCCCCCCCCCCAGACCAGUGGCCAGGCCCUGCGCAGCGCGAGUGCGACUGAAAAUCAGUUUGCGUGCCACCUUUGGCACGUGUGUCAUAGGUUGCCUACCGCUGGUCUACAUAAAACUUUGCUGGUCAUAAUUAAAAUCCCCCUUAACUCUGCCUUUUUCAUGUGGCUAAUGAACACCCCAGCCAUCCCAGUGGCAGCCCGUGAUCCCUCAGCUGUUGAACCAGUUCCAUAACUACAACCUUCUUCAAGCUUUGAGCAACCACAUUGAUUCGGAUGCGCUGGAACGGGGAUGGGGCUGAUUGGGCGUCCCACGCGACACUCGGCUCAGACGACUUCCUCUCCUCGCUCUACGCCCAUUCGUGGAACUGGGGAAAGUCACGUGAUUGGUCGUGUCAUGUGAUAACAUGACCCCAACCGCCUGUCGACCUCUAUGGAGACUUCCAGUAACCCGGAUGUGGCCGCGUUUCAUUGAGGAGCUCGAAGAGCAACGUGUCCUAUUGGCGUUUGCGUUCACAUCCGGGUCUUUCCCUGCCUGUUGCUGCCCUCCCCCUCCAAGAUGGCGGAGCUGAACCGGCAGUUACAGGAGUACCUCGCUCAGUCUAAGAGUGCCAGCGGCCCCGGCCCAGCGGCCCCGAGCUCCUCGCGGCCGACGCCGGACGCCGCUGACGCCGGAGGGGGGACGUGGCUGGGCCGGCUGAGCCCCUUCGCAGGCCGCUCCUCCUCCUCGUCCCCGGCGGCCGGCUCGUGGCCCUGGGCGGCCGAGCCGGACCCCUGGCUGCCGGGGCUGUCGCGCUGGCAGCGGCUGGUGGGGAGCGGGCUGUGCCUGGUGCUGGCCGCGCUCUGCUUCGGCCUGGCCGCGCUCUACGCGCCGCUGCUGCUGCUCCGCGCCCGCAAGUUCGCGCUGCUCUGGUCGCUGGGCUCGGCCUUUGCGCUGGGCGCCGCCGGCUUCCUGCGGGGGCCGAGCCGCCUCCUGCGGGAGCCCAGCCGCGGCACCGUGCUCUACCUCGGCGCCCUGGCCGGCACCCUGUACGCGGCGCUCGGCCUGCGCAGCACCCUGCUCACCGCGCUCGGGGCCGCCGCCCAACUCGCCGCCAUCGCCGGCUGCCUGCUGGCCCUGCUGCCCGGGGGCCCCGCCGGCCUGCGCUACCUCGCCGGGCUCCUGGGCGGCUUCGUGCGCCGCCGCGUCUCCAAAACCCUGCCCGUGUGAGGGGCCGAGCAGACCCAGUUGGGGGCUGAGACCGGCAGGCCCCUCCCCAUCCCCAGGACGGAUCUUCGCUGCUAUCCCAUGAGGCCGAUCGCCUGUCCCUGCUGGACAGAUGCGGAGGAUACGGCGUCUGGCUGGGCAACAGCCUUUCUGAAUACAGGGCCACAGGCUAUCAGCGUCCCGCCCCUCUAGCGCAGCUUGCACGGCUGCCUCCGGGGUAUGCGGUUCCGAGGCAGUAGCGGGGCGUGGGUGUCCUGCUGCUCGGGGGUAGGGGGUGACUGAGCGACAAAGCCAGUGCGGUUCCCCCCUCCCCCCGGUCCUAUUGAAGGCAAGUUCUUCCUGCACAAUCGGUGCGCUGCGGUGAGGGAGGAGGCAGCUGGGAGCUGCGCUCUGUGCAGGCGCCUCCUGAGGACGGGGACCUUUACAAAGAGACUUGGCUGUAAGUCGGAAGAAGCUACUUGGGAAAGUUCAGGAAAAACGAAUCAAACUUGACAGUUAAUGUGGACAACAAGAGCGAAACCGACCAAAGGAAGGAGUUUUCCUUCUCCAAGGACCAGUGUUGAUGGAGCUAUGGAACAAUUUUUCUCCUUACCUUUGAACAGUGCAACUAAAAUCCUAAAGUUGCAUCUAUGACUAUGUUUUUGUUGUUUUUACUGUAUUCACAUGUAACAUAUUUUGUGCCAUAAUUCCCAGUAUAUGUUUUGCCUUAUCAGUGCAAAAUGAGCUUUGUAGCAGGAUGCUGGAGUCUGUGUCCUGUUCUGGGUGGUAGAUGAAGGAUUACCAGAUUCCUAUAUCAAGUGUAGGAUCACAUGGCUGAAACACUUACUUUGAAAGUGGCCUAUAA